Dama dama (fallow deer) is the source of this 5476-nucleotide messenger RNA. RefSeq names its product HLF transcription factor, PAR bZIP family member (gene HLF). Lineage: Eukaryota; Metazoa; Chordata; Mammalia; Artiodactyla; Cervidae. Gene Ontology annotation, biological process: regulation of transcription by RNA polymerase II. The transcript is spliced from 4 exons. Gene Ontology annotation, molecular function: RNA polymerase II cis-regulatory region sequence-specific DNA binding; DNA-binding transcription factor activity, RNA polymerase II-specific. Gene Ontology annotation, cellular component: nucleus. The record is from RefSeq and is a predicted model, not a curated record. Bases 375 to 1262 code for a protein of 295 amino acids.
CUCCGCCUUCUGCAGCGCUCUGCAUGUUUUUCCUUUCUUUUUCGCAAUUUUGAGCGUUGUGCAUGAAGAGAGGUUCGAGGCAGGUGAGAGCAUCCCGCCCGCCGCGGAGGAGCCCGCGGGCACUUGGCGCGCUCCCCGAGGGUCGUCUGCGCUGGGAGCCGAAAGUUCUUUUGGUUUUGUGUUUUUAUGCAGAUGUAUUUAUAAAGACAUAAGUAAUUUUUUUUUUUCUUUUUCUUCUCUUGUCUCCACCGCCUUGAAAGCUAGUACUUUUGGCAAAGGACGGAGGAAAAAGCUCAGCAACAUUUUGAGGGGAGGCUGGAGUGGUUUUUUUUGUGUGUUUUUUUUUUAAAGAAAAAAAAAUUGAGUGCAUCGCGAUGGAGAAAAUGUCCCGACCGCUUCCCCUGAACCCCACCUUUAUCCCGCCUCCCUACGGCGUGCUCAGGUCCUUGCUGGAGAACCCGCUGAAGCUCCCCCUUCAUCACGAAGACGCAUAUAGUAAGGAUAAAGACAAGGAAAAGAAGCUGGAUGAUGAGAGUAAUAGCCCAACGGUCCCCCAGUCAGCAUUCUUGGGGCCCACCUUAUGGGACAAAACCCUUCCCUAUGACGGAGAUACCUUCCAGUUGGAAUACAUGGACCUGGAGGAGUUUUUGUCGGAAAAUGGCAUUCCCCCCAGCCCGUCUCAGCAUGACCACAGCCCCCACCCUCCUGGGCUGCAGCCGACCUCCUCAGCGGCCCCUUCCGUCAUGGACCUCAGCAGUCGGGCCUCCGCACCCAUUCACCCUGGCAUCCCACCCCCGAACUGUGUGCAGAGCCCCAUGCGACCAGGCCAGCUGCUGCCAGCCAACCGCAAUACUCCGAGCCCCAUCGACCCCGACACCAUCCAGGUGCCGGUGGGCUAUGAGCCGGACCCGGCCGACCUCGCCCUCUCCAGCAUCCCCGGUCAGGAGAUGUUUGACCCUCGCAAACGCAAAUUCUCCGAGGAAGAACUGAAGCCACAGCCCAUGAUUAAGAAAGCGCGCAAAGUCUUCAUCCCGGACGAUCUGAAGGACGACAAGUACUGGGCACGGCGCCGGAAGAACAACAUGGCAGCCAAGCGCUCGCGCGAUGCGCGGCGCCUCAAGGAGAACCAGAUCGCCAUCCGCGCGUCCUUCCUGGAGAAGGAGAACUCGGCGCUGCGCCAGGAGGUGGCCGACCUGCGCAAGGAGCUGGGCAAGUGCAAGAACAUCCUAGCCAAGUACGAGGCCCGGCAUGGGCCCCUGUAGGCGGGCAGCGGCGGGCGGCCACGGCCCGGACAGGCCUUCACCGCAGCGACCGACCUUUCUGACAUCAGCACUUUACCAGACGCAGCAACACGACGGACUCACGUUUUGGGAUGUGUGUGUGUGUGUGUGUGUGUGUGUGUGUGUGUGUGUGUGUGUGUGUGUGUGUGUGUGUGUGUGUGCGCGCGCGCACUUGUACUCCUGUGUGGUCAGCGGGAGGUGUGUGUGUGUAUUCGUGCUCUUUUGUGGUCAGCGGGGUGUGAGUGUAUGUGCUUGUGCUGCAGUGUGGUCAGCGGGGUGUGUGUGUGUGUGUGUGUGUGUGUUUGUGCGCCUGUGUGGUCAGCGGGUGUGUGCGCGCGCGUUUGCGCAUGCGUCCCUUUGCGCCCGCCAUCUUGAAACGAAAGGUGCCAUGUUUUUACUGGACUGAGGAGACCGCGCGGGUUUCCUGCUCCCCCCACCUCACCCCACUCCCGCCCUUUCCGUGUGGCUUCAUGUGCGCUCCUGCCCACUCUUCCAGGACCUUCUGCUCGGGUUCACUAAGAAGAGCCCUGCUGAAAUAGUAGAUCUCGGUUUUUCAAGACCACAGGCUCUUGUUUCUGUUUAAUCUGUAAGUUACCAUGCUAAUAAGGUGCACAGAGUAAUUUAGCACUACACUGCAGCUCCGUUCAGUUAUAGGUUGCUUUCCUCACUUUUUAAGUUUUGGUGAUAAUCGUCUUCAAAUUUAAAGUGCUGUUUAGAUUUACUAGAUCCCAUAUUUACUUACUGCUCUCACUAAGUUUCCUUUUAAUUACACCAACUCCAGCGAGUAAGAGUACUCUCAUAGAACACAGAGUGUGUUUUUGCACUGUCUGUACCUAAAGCAAUAAUCCUAUUGUACGCUAGAGCAUGCUGCCUGAGUAUUACUAGUGGAAGUAGGAGAUUUUCCCUACCUGAAUUUCACUGUCUUUUAAAAAGCAAAAAUUACAGUAAUGUAUUUGAGCAUGCCCAGAACAUCCCCAGGACCGGGAAGCAGAGGGAAACGCCAGGUCUAAGAACAAGGGGUUAACUUAUCAGUGUACAGCCAAAAAAUGCAUCUUGGAACAGCUUUUGACAUUGAUGUGUUUGCUUUUGUUUUCUCUCUUUUCCCAUGCCCCCAGCCCCCAAUUUUCUAGUUAACUUUUUCCACAUCCCCCUUGAUAUUCAAUACAAUUCAAUUACUUAAGAUUCAGUUUUCCCCAUUUUUUCGGUAAUGUAUAUAUUUUUGUGAAUUAUACCUUGUUUUUAAAAAUCAGUUAAGUUAAUAAGUUGAUGUCUUGUAAAACCCCUUUUUCUUAGUGGUGUCAUAUUUGAAUGCUUCAUAAAUUAAUGAUUCUGGAGCUUACGUUUCUUAUUCUCUGUUUUCUUUUGAACGUAUGUGCUCUUAUUAAGUGGACUUCUGAAAAAUGAAUGUAAAAGACACUGGUGUAUCUCCGAAGGGGAUGGUGUUGUCACAAACUGUGGUUAAUCCAAUCAAUUUAAGUGUUUACUGUAGACCAAAAGGAGAGAUUAUUAAAUUGUCUAAUGUUUAUACAGAGUAAUUAUAGGAAGUUCUUUUUGUACAGUAUUUUUCAGAUAUAAAUACUGACGAUGUAUUUUGGAAGACAUAUAUUAUAUAUAGCAAAGAGAAAAGGAAAACUAUUCCAUGUUUUAAAAUUAUAUAGCAAAGAUAUAUAUUCAUCAAUGUUGUACAGAGAAGUGCUUGGGGGUUUUUGAAGUCUUGAAUAUUUUAAUUUUGUCACUGACACAUCAGCAUGUUUUCUGCUUCAAAUUAAAAUUUUACAACAGUAUCGAAGCUUGCUGUGACGAAUUCUGCUCUAAAACAUCUAAGGAGUUUUCUUAUUUUCUAUUAGGUCUCAGAAAGAAAACCCAAAACCACAAAAUGGAUGUUAGUCAAAUAUUUAUUGGAUGAUACAGUGAUUUUUAGGAAAAGCAUCUGCCACAGAAAUGUUCACUUCAAAAUUAUGAGUUCCUGAAAAUAAAUAUCACUGCAAGCAUCCCCCAAAAUUCUGUUCUCCUCAAUGGGCACGUGCAUCUUACACAGUAUAAGGUUAAUAUCGGUGCUAUGUGUAUGAUUUAUAAUUUGAUAGCUGUCUUGACUUUAAAGGUGAUUGUUCUUUUGUUUCACUAACUUGUGUUAAGAGAUUGUGCUGUUGUUACAAAGAAACAUUUUCUGCAAGAUUAAAAUACCCUUUUAUCAGUGGGAUUUUCUAGUUUCCUGUGUCCAGAGUAUGUGAUUCUUUAAUGACCUUUAAUGAUUCUUUAAUGGUGAUCUCCUUGUCAGUCUGUUAGCAAUGCUUCUAUCUUACUGUCAUAGUCUUGGGGAAUCUGAAUAGUGGAAUAUUCCUACAGGUAUCUCAUUUUGUCUGAAGCUACAGAUUAUGAUGGGAGAUGGACGCAUAUUGGAAUUGAAAUAACCUCGUUCAGGUAAAUAACUAAUAAACAAAACCUCUAGCAAACUUAAGCAGAACUGAAUUAGUGGUAUUCAGAGACACACAUAAACAUGGAGUUGGCCUUUUAAUAGGUAAAGAGACUAAUUGCAGCAGAAUAGUUCAAUAGUCACUAGCACAGAAACAAGUAAAAUCUUUUAACUGAAUAAGUAUUGAAGGAUUGUACUGAAGACCAUCCAAAUUCAUUGAAGUUUAAAAUGGUAACUGAAAAAAACUGUAUUUGAGUACUAAUAUUUCUGAAAUUAGGUUGCUUGUAUCCGAUGAGCAUCACAGAUGUUUUCUGCAGAAGAAAUUUAAAGAUCAUAAUAAAACUUAUUCUUUGGCGUGCCAGGGGAGGUUUCAGAAACCUACCUCGUUGUAAAAAUUUUAAAGCUUUGGAGUCUGUAUAGGUGCCUUAUACGUAGGUCAUUGUCACCACACACAAGCACUCAACCCUUGAACUCACUGCCUUCUGUCCAGGGCAGUCAGCUAGUAAAUAAAGCAGUUCUGCUAAAUGACAUGAGAAGGCAUGGCCCAAUUUGGAAUGACUUGGAUCAUCCAGGGUCAGAUGAGUUCUGCAGACUGCAGCUAUUAAAAGAGUCCUGUUGUCAUUUUUCACCUUUUCAUCAUAAGCAUCUUUCGGAGAUUAAUUACUUGGCCAUUAAAAAUGAAUUCAAAUCAUAUUAUGCCAACAUCACAUAGACGUGAUUUGGAAUGAGCGGCCUAGGACUCCCUGACAAGGUCACAUCAUCCUUUCGAUUGGACUUGAAAAGGUGCAAAUUGGUCAGCCUAUAGUUCUGCUUGUGCCACCUGGAGGACAUAGGUAGGGAAUGGGAGGGCUGUAAGUGAUCACUUCCUCCUCUUGAGAAAGUGGAUGCUUUUGAUCAUUCCAAAACCCACAGUGAGCAGGAUAGUGACAGGCCUUUCAUCUUCAUAUAUGACAGGCCGCUGUGAAACCAUCAUUUGAAGCAGAAGGACCAUUUGCUUGAUGAGCAUGCAGAUGGAAUUCUAGCACUGGGUGGAAAGGAAACAGUGCUAAAAAGCCCAGAGGUUCCUUCCAACUUACCGGUUUUGUGAGGGAGGGAACUCUCAAUGAUUCUAAAUGUACGUUUGAAAGGUCUUGGGUCUGUUUUCAGAAGCGUCAAUAAGAAUUUUAAGUAGAGUCACUCCAACCCCCACCCCCAUCCUAAAUUAAAACAAAGGUCAUUCUGUAAAAUGCAAAGGAGUUUGCCUCCCUUCUUCCUAAUGUUCCUUUAGGAAAACUUAAUUAGUAUUAAUCAGAGCAGUUCCAGAAGGUGGGAGACACCUGCUCUCAGUCUGCCAGCUUCCAGCUAAGGGCUCCUAGGCCCCCACUAGGGAGGCUAAGAUCUCCUCUAGGUUUUCUCUACAAUUAAUGUCGUUUUUUAAAUGAGCAAAGCCAUGUCUUUAAUCCUGAUGUAUUGGAUUUGGCAACUAAAGGCAGUACAUUUUGCUGAGGGCUAAGUGUAUAUAGAGGAGUGUGUGUGUGUGUGUGUGUGUGUGUGUGAGAGAGAGAGAGAGAGAGAGAGAGAGUAGUUAAGGCAUAAAAUCUUUCAUGUGGAGCACCUCACCAAACGUAACAAUAGUCACCGUUAUCCUUUUGGCAACACCACAAAGACUGCAUCUGUUAAACAGGUACAAGUUCACUUGAGGUCGGUGUUUGUACGCCAUGGUUUUGGUUGCUGUUUAUGCUGUUAAGUCCAAAACUUUGUCUGUUAUUCUUAAUGUUUAAUAAAAUUUAAAUUGUUUCCUGUC